AUGGGAAGAACAGAAAAAGACAAGAUCUCUCAGACUCCAUAUCUCAAUGUGGUCUAUGGUGGACGGAUACGUCUUAUAAAUGGAAUGGUGCUGGUCAGCACCUGCAAGAUGAACUUUUACAAAUUUCCCUUUGACACUCAGAACUGCAGCCUAACCUUCAGGUCAAUCCAACAUGACUAUGAUGAAAUAAAGCUUCUUCCACGGCGCAGUAAUAAAGAUAUAUUAAAUAAAACUCGUAAGGACAUGAAGGAUGAGUCUGAGUGGCUUCUCAUGAACGUGACCGUGGAAACCAAAGAGGUCUACAGUUUUAACACUUUCAGAAGCCUGCUCAUUUACACGGUCACCAUAAAGAGGCGAUCAGUCCUCUAUGUGGUCAACUUCAUACUCCCCAUCCAGUUCUUCUUGUUUCUGGACUUGGCCUCCUUCCUCAUCUCAGAGAGCGGAGGUGAGAAGCUCAGCUUCAAGGUCACUGUGAUGCUGGCUGUCACGGUGAUGCAGCUGAUUCUGAAUGAUAUUCUGCCUUCUUCUUCAGACAGGAUCCCCCUUAUAGCGAUCUAUUGUAUCGGGGCUUUUGGUUUCAUGAUGCUGAGCCUCUUGGAGACGAUCUUGAUGAUGUACCUGAAGGAAAAAGACGAUGUGUCCCAGGACAAAGAGGCAGAUGAAGACCAAAGCCCAGAAGACAACUGUGGAGAGAAACCAGGAAGAAUGCAAAAAUUCUUUAGAGAUGUGUAUAUAUCAGUUCCCUGCAGGCGUGUCUUUGAUGUGUCCCCUGGUGAGAUGCCCCCAGAGCUGCUGCCUGAGGUACAAGAGGUUAGCAGCAGCCAGCUGACCGAGGAGUCCCACGACUCAGAGAAUCUAUUCGAGGAGCUGAGGGAGGUUUUAAAAACAGUGGCUCUGCUUCUCAGCAGCAGGAAGGAAGAAGAGAAACCCGGCUACUGGACCAGGAUGACCAAAACCAUCAACAGAAUCUACUUCAUGUUCUAUUUCAUAUCUACCACUCUGUUCCAUGGCGUUCUGUUUGCACAUUGGUUUAAUGAAGAAAACAAUUGGUUCUAA
Messenger RNA from Notolabrus celidotus (New Zealand spotty), 1056 nucleotides. Its product is annotated as 5-hydroxytryptamine receptor 3A-like. Gene Ontology annotation, biological process: monoatomic ion transmembrane transport; regulation of membrane potential; nervous system process. The record is from RefSeq and is a predicted model, not a curated record. The transcript has 7 exons. The coding region runs from base 1 to 1056 and encodes 351 amino acids. Gene Ontology annotation, cellular component: neuron projection; membrane; synapse. Gene Ontology annotation, molecular function: transmembrane signaling receptor activity; neurotransmitter receptor activity; extracellular ligand-gated monoatomic ion channel activity. Lineage: Eukaryota; Metazoa; Chordata; Actinopteri; Labriformes; Labridae.